CUUGUAUGCAAAUAUAAGAGAUUGGUCUAACUUGGGUUUGGAUUUGAUUGCUCAAAAUAAAGUUGCAGUAAUUUUGAUGGCUGGAGGUCAAGGAACAAGACUUGGUUCUUCAGCUCCAAAGGGUUGUUAUGAUAUAGGCUUACCAUCUCAUAAGUCUUUAUUUCAGCUUCAAGCAGAGCGUAUUCUGAGAUUACAAAAUAAUGCUCAGGAAAAAUCUGGUGAAACUGAAGUCAUUAUUCCGUGGUACGUGAUGACUAGUGGUCCUACUAGAGCUGCCACUGAAGCAUAUUUCAAAAAACAUCAUUACUUUGGAUUAAAAGAUGAGAAUGUUAUCUUCUUUGAACAAG
Molecule: messenger RNA, 347 nt
Organism: Funneliformis caledonium
Lineage: Eukaryota; Fungi; Glomeromycota; Glomeromycetes; Glomerales; Glomeraceae
Source: the annotation of a GenBank genome assembly